Molecule: messenger RNA, 4158 nt
Organism: Malaclemys terrapin pileata
Lineage: Eukaryota; Metazoa; Chordata; Testudines; Emydidae
Gene: ATAT1
Product: alpha tubulin acetyltransferase 1
Exons: 10
Coding region: 32-943 (303 amino acids)
Biological process (GO): alpha-tubulin acetylation
Cellular component (GO): microtubule
Molecular function (GO): tubulin N-acetyltransferase activity
Source: RefSeq, a predicted model, not a curated record
GCGAGCAGCAGGACCCGGAUGCCGGCGGGCUAUGGAGUUCCACUUCGAUGUGGACGCGCUGCUCGGGGAGCGGGUCACGGCGGUGGACCAGCACCUCCAGCCGCCGGGCCGCAGGGGGCCCGGCUACACCGCGGCCCAUAGGGUGGAUCUGCAGCAGCAGCUCAUGACCAUCAUAGACGAGAUGGGCAAGGCCUCGGCCAAGGCCCAGAACCUGCCGGUCCCAAUCACCAGCGCCUCACGGAUGCAGACAAACCACCACGUUCUCUACAUCCUGAAGGACAAUGAAGUGAAGACAGCGGGGAAAGGGGCCAUAAUCGGCUUCCUCAAGGUCGGCUACAAGAAGCUCUUCCUGCUGGAUCGCCAUGGGGCUCACAAUGAGGUGGAGCCGCUGUGCGUGCUGGACUUCUAUAUCCACGAGUCACUGCAGAGGCACGGCUACGGGAAGGAGCUCUUCCAGUGCAUGCUGCAGCGCGAGCGAGUGCAGCCCCACCAGCUGGCCGUGGACCGCCCCUCGGAGAAACUCCUCUGCUUCCUCCGCAAGCACUACAACCUGCAGGGGACCAUCCCCCAGGUGAACAACUUUGUGAUCUUCGAGGGCUUCUUUGCUGACCAGCAUGCUCCGGUGAGGAAGUUGCCUUCAAAACGUGCCGAGGAGGAGAUAAAACCCUACUCUCUAACAGACCGAGAGUUCCUGAAGGAGGAGGUGGAGCCACCCUGGCCCUUCAACCAGUCGCAUUCGCUGAACCGCUCCAGCAGCCUGGGGAACUCGCCGGUUCGCACCUGCCUCAAGCCCUUCCUCAACGAGCAGGAGCUGCUGCGGAACCUGCGCCUCUGCCCCCCACACGCAGCCGCCCACCACCUGCUCAACGGCGAGCAGGGUGAGCCGGCCGCCCAGAGACGGAGAACCAGCUCCCUCACCCGCUCGGAAAACACCAGCCAUUGACGUCGCCGCUGUGUCCCCCACCCCUGUCCCGGCUUGGUCGUCCAUUUGUGUCUUGAGAUCUCGGCAAGGGGCGGGGGUUCAGCCCCAUCGCGCCUCCCCGGCCCUUUUUUAUGCGCUUGGGGGGGCUGGCGCAGACGCCGGGUUAUUUCCGGGGCUCAGUGGGUGUUUUUCCUGGGCUGCUUGUUUUUCUAUGGAAUGAUCCUAAAACACCCUCCGAAGAGGGAUCCGGUCCCGUUAGCACAGUAGCUCUCCCCCGCCCCCUUUUUUUUAAAUAUGCGUAUGUUGUACUUUGGAUCCAAAACUCUCAGAGGUUUACAGUGGGAAAUCUGGUUCUGAUCGUUCCUCCCGUGCCAGAUCUCAAAAUGGGAUCCGCUGCUUGGUGCCUGAUCAGAUCCUCCCCCUUUUGUUUGUAGGUGGAUUUAAAGCGAAGGAUCCACUGAAAAUUGGCAACUGCAGACUCAGAAAUAGGACCCCCUUGUUUGUCUUGGGUUCUAAGUGGGAUCCACUCUAGCUUGCCAGGGGACUCAAACUAGGUCUCCUCAAUCCACUCUAGAACCAGGUCCCCUUGCAGAUCACCAAUGGCUUACUUAAGGAUAGAAUCCAUGUGUGUUCCUUAGUGGGUGGAUCUAAAAGCAAUCCACUAAUUUGCUGACUUGAGAAAGGGAUCCCUUUAUUUUUCUGAGUGGCUGAAUCUAAAAGGGAUCACCAAAUGCUAACCUCAUAAUCAGAAAUAGGCUCCCCUUAUGUUUUUCGGUGGAUCUAAGUGGGAUCCAAUGUGGGUGGAGUCUAGAGCAAGGUGCCCCUUGUGGUUCAUGCUUGCUGGAUUUAAAUGAUUACUGCUGAUCACCUUACUGGUUAUGUUUCUUAAUUGGUGGAUCUAAAAGGGAUCUGCUGCAGGUCACCAAUUCCUGGUUUUAAAAUGAGAUCCCAUGUGAUUUGCAGUCGGUAGAUUUAAAAAGAUCCACUCUUGCCCACCAACAGAAGACUCUGAAAUAAAGUCCCUUUGUCUUGUGGUGUUGCUGGAUCUAAAAGGGAUCUGCUGCUGAUUACCAGUUGCUGGCUUCAAAAUAUGACUCCUUCCUUGUUUCCCAGUGGCUGGAUCUAAAAGAGAUCCAGUGCAGAUCACCAGUAGCUGUCUCCAGAAUAAGAUCUGCUUCUGCAUUCUCUUGAGUGGGUUAGAAAGGGAUGUGCUUCAUGCUGCCAACUACUGAAACCAAACUCAGAUUCUUUGAUUGGUGGAUCUGAAAAGGGGCCCACCUUAGCAACACCCAAGACCGACAGGCUCCUGCGUCCUCCAAAGGCGAUCCGCUACAUGUUGCCCAUUGCUAAAUCCAACAAAUAGAGCCCGCCCCCAGCUUCCUGGUUGGCUGGGCUGCCAUAUGGCUCCAUUACAAAUGCCUCCUAAAAAAGUUGUCUACAAAUUGCCAAUGGCUAGAACCUCCAGAGGGAUCCACUGUCUACGGCCAGAUCCCUCCGAGGGGUCCCUUCAGCUGACAGAUCCAUGGUAGGGAGCUAUGGAGGAUGCCCCCAAAGGAACCACUGUUAAUGACUUCUCAGUUGCUUUUGCCCCAGUUCCCCUGAAGGCAUCACAGCUGUUCGUGUGCAGAAGAGUCCAGUGGAUUAGAGUAGGGGGGUUUGAGAGCCAGGACUCCUUGGUACUAGGGAGCGGAGGGGCCUAGUGCGUUAAAGCAGGAAGGCUGCGAGUAGAGAUCCCUGAGUCUCUUCACAGACUCACAAUGUGAAACUGGGCAAGUCCUUUCCCCGCUCUGUGCCUCAGUUUCCCCAUCUGUAAAUGAGGAUAAAAUUAGGGCCCCAUCUCCCAGGUACGUCAUGAGGCUUAAUGAAAGUGUUAAUUAGUUAAUAAUUAUUAACACUGGAAAACUUUGGUUCUAAAUCCUCCCUGACCCCAAUCUGGUGCACUUAUUUUUAAAUUAUAUUAGAACCUGGAGGCCCAGCUGAGAUCAGGGCCCCUUUGUGCCAGGCGCUGCACAGACAUACAGGGAGAGACAGUCCCUGCUGCAGCUGAGAUCAGGGCCCCAUUGUGCCGGGCGCUGCACGGACACACAGCGAGAGACAGUCCCUGCCCCAGCUGAGAUCUGGGCCCCAGUGCGCCAAGCACUGCACAGGCACACAGCGAGAGACAGUCCCUGCACCAGCUGAGAUCAGGGCCCCGUUGUGCCCUGCCUCAAAGAACUGACAAUCAGACCAGGCAGAUAAGGGAAGGAUUGUUCUCCCCAUUUUACAGAUGGGGAAACUGAGGCCAGAGAAAUUCAUGCCUAGAUCCUCAACGGUUUGUAGAUACCUGUGAUGAAGUGGGAAUGUUCUAUAGUAGUUAUAUGAGACAUAUACAUGCCUCAGUUUCCCCGUACUCAGUGCUCCCCAUCAAUACCGUGACAGCGGCAGCUUCUUCCAAACAACGUAACCGUUGGUUAGUCACCCGGCACACGGCAGCUGGAGGUUCUUAGGUCAGCGUGGAGGAAAGAAGUUCAAGCACAGUGAACUCCAUGGUCAGGCGCUGUCUCUCUCAAGCCGACCUCCUUCCUCCGCUCCCAGCUUCCUCCCGAAGCCAGUACUCCUCCCCCACCUCUCGCUCGUUUGUUCUGGGCUUUUUGUUCAGCUUCCUGGCAGAGGGGCGGGGAAAUCCAUGAAGCCCUGGAGCUCAGUCCUCCCUCACUGGCCCCCUUGUUAAUCUGGGUCAGUUUCCACCAGUUCCUUAAGGGCUCUUGGUUCCACCCAGGCAGGGAGGGGACCCCCACCUAUGUCUCUUAGCCUACUCUGAGAGCAAACUUAAAUCUGUUCCUCCACUGGGUACCAGUGCCACAUGCAGGGGAAACUGAGGCACACACAGGCCUCCAUACAAAUACUAUUGAAAGUCCCCACUUCUUCACAAUGCCCAUUGAACUCACUAGCUGUUACCUACUUAGAUGCCUGGGAGGAUCUGCACCUCCAGGACUUGCCAAAGGUCACACCCGCACAUUGGCAGAGCUAGGAACUGAGCCCAGAGCUCCUGGUUCCCAGCCCAGGGCCUUGUCCACCAGCCUUCCAGCGCAUCGCUAGCUCACUGGGUUGACAGUGUCUCUCUGAUCUCUGGCCCCGUUUGUCCCCUCCCAGCCACCCAGGGCUCUGAGCUGCCUUCGGUCGUUAGCGGGAACAUGAGCUUUUGUUUACAUUUCAAUAAAGUUUGGAGAUUUUUUUAAUUAUUAUUCAAAACCUUC